AUGACUGCUGUGGAGGAGUUGCAGGAUACGACUAGUGGUUUUGGGUGGCCAGCUUCACUUAAAGUUUACAGACGUGGAGAACAUGUAUUUUUUGAGGUUCAAGCUGUUGUUGAGUUACUUGGAGUUGAAAAGCAAGUCAGGAAACAUGGCUUUAAAUUCAUUGACAAGUUUCUUCGUGAAAAUGGUCAGUAUAGUAUUUGUAGUAAAACCUAUAUUAUUGCCGACUGGUGGUUUGAGGCCUGAUCUCUGCCAUCAUGUUUAUUGUCUCUCUUCCACCCACAAUACUUGUCUCCUUAGUUGGUGAUAUUUUCUGCCCCUUCAAUCUUAAUAUUAAAAGUCUUAAUAUUAAAAGUGUUGGUUUCCACAUUUUAUUACUGAGCGUCACAAUUGGCUACUGCCAUAGCUUUAGAUGUUAUAAAGUACAAAGCUGGAAAGCAGUUUACAUUUCACGACGAUGCCAAAUCUUACUUACUUUCAUUUUUGAACUGUCUUUUCUACACUAAUUCAAUUCAUCCAUUUUAGGUAGGUACUUUUUCGGUGUCCACGUCCGCUUAAUAGAGGUUUCCGCUUAAUAAGGGUUUCAUUUAAAGUAAAUAAGGGAAAUAAAUUUGGGGACUUCGGCUACUGUUUGCAUAAUAGAGGGUGUCCGCUUAAUACGAGUUUUCCUGAAGUUCAAUUUUUUAAUUAAAAUUAAUUUUUCUUCUCCUUCAAAAACUCUAAUAAAAUGCUUGUUUUUAAAUGACUGUUUUUAGGUCUCAAAGACAGCUUCAUCUUCAGUAAGAAUCAAAGGAACAGAGAACUCGUAAGUUAUGCUGCAUUUGUUAUGCUGAUUAUCAGAUAUCCUGCAGCAGAUGAUACCACAAAAGCACUGCGGAUGCUCAUCUUACAGCCAAUCCUACUGCCCCCACCAGCUGGUACUAUUAUUCAACCUCCUUCUACACCAGCCACAGUUCCACCUGCAACACCAGCCGCAGUUCAACCUCCUUCUACACCAGCCGCAGUUCAACCUCCUACGCCAGCCGCAGUUCAACCUCCUUCUACACCAGCAGCAGUUCAAUCUCCUUCUACACCAGCCGCAGUUCAACCUCCUUCUACACCAGCAGCAGUUCCACCUGCAACACCAGCCGUAGUUCAACCUCCUUCUACACCAGCAGCAGUUCCACCUGCAACACCAGCCGCAGUUCAACCUCCUUCUACACCAGCUUCAGUUCCGGCUAGCCAACUACUUCCAACCCCUGCUAGACCUCCUUUAACUUCAUUGAACCGUUAUCAAGGUACCAAAAAGUUGGUUGAAUUACAAAUGAAAAGAAGAAGUGAAGAAAACUGCGGGAGGAAAUUUGCUUCUAGACCACUUACCAAUCGAAUGAAAGAACAAAAUGGAAGACUCUUUGAGCUAGCAAGAGAAGUUCACCAUGGAAGCAAGGAAGACCUACUUGCGGGAAUUGCUAGUUCUGUCUCAAAUUCCAGUAACAAGCAGGAAAGCGAAAAUGAAUGGGAUGGACAGUUGACUGUCCAAGACAUAGUGGAACUCACAAAAAUGACUCAUGAUAAGAAGAAAGGAAAGUCAGUUUAUGAAAUGCUGACAGUUGAUGCUGCCGCUGAAAUUCACCGUAUCUCAAGCUUUCAGGUUUUAAAAAUGCAAGAUUCUAUUAGCCAAAAAGAGACUUUUAGAAAUUUAAGGAAACUUUUGCCUGGAUUCAUUGAGUCAGAGAGGCGUACAGACCAGUUAAGGUACAAAUGGCACAAAGAAUUUGAAGUUGUUCUAGAGCCGAGUAGAACUAAAACUGGUUGGCGGAUAAACCCAGAAAGAUUACGCAAAUGUGUCUCAUUUGCUUACCCGUGGCUUCAAAAUGUAGACACAGAAUGGUGGCGCUUAUAUGGCGAUGCACGUAACUUUGGUGGUCAAAAGUCAGUGCUUUUGUCCCUGUCCAUUCUCAACAAUGAGGCCAUGUUCAAUGACUGCAGUUUUCAGAGUCCUGAGGAGAACUGCUGGCCAAUCCACAUUUUCUAUGGCCCAGAUUCACGACUUAAUCUUGAAAUCAACACUGGUGGUGGGAAUGGCUAUCUUAACACAUGGAUUGAUAGCUUGGCGCAGGAAGGACACAAAACAUUCGUUGCCAGUGACAAUAUGUUUACAAAUGCUAUCCUUGGAGGUGGACUGGACCCAAAGAGCAAUGACAACUUCAGCAUCUAUGCCUUUGAGACUACUUCAACUCGCUCAGCUGUUGGUGAGAACUCUGGUUUAAGGUCCGAACUAAAGCGCCAAAUUGAACGGGAGCAUCCUGAGUCUCUACUUCCUGCAGUGCCAACAAAUCAUUUCAUCCCUUGUGCAAAUCAUAUGUUUGUCCGCAUCACAGAACAUUUGUUGUCUUUACGGGUUAUGUCAUGUCUCAAUGAGGGAGUGGUUAACAACGAGAAAAGUGGAACUUUGACCAAACUUCUGUCAAACAUAAACACCCGAGGGGUGCGUGGUGGCAACUUUCAACUCAAGUUUGAUGGGCCAAAGUUAGAACCAAUAUCUUUGAAUGUUUCACAUGCUGAAACCAUCUCUGCUCCACCUGAAGCUUUCAGCAGUACGUUUCCUCACAUUUUGGAUGGUGUUGCCGAAAAUGAACAGUUUCCUCGGACACUGUCUUCAGGCCUUCAAACUGCACUUGGUUGGCCAACAAAUACAAUCACAUAUUAUGACCUUGAAAAGAAAAUUUGGGAGACACACUGGAAAAUGCACGUCUUAUGCCGAAAGGAUCCCGAUCCAAGAAUGUGCGACACCUAUCUACUACCUGGUUCUUCUUCUGGUUCCAAAAUGGCAGCAGAUUAUCGAUUUGGCUUGCUGGAUUGUGAAAUUGAAGAAUACACACGUCUAGCUGAUUUGCAUCAUGGACUGAUGUUAUUACGGUAUGGACGUUCACGCUUGUAUCCUUACUUAAUGACACGAGUAAACAUUGUCCCUCUCCUUCUAAAGGAACUUCCUUUCCACUCCCUGUUUCGUGGAAGUACUGAGGGUGGCGAGCACUGUCACUAUCUUCACCAGUGUAUUUAUUAUGCCCAUUCAUCUCGUGGUGGUGGUUGGCGUAAAGAAGAACCUAUCUUGGCGUUGUUCAAGUGGACCUUCAGACGGCUUAGAGAAAAGAUUGAGCAAGCAGGUCAGACUGGAGAAUUCUUAAAGUUUGUGCAAAGCUGCUUCACUGACAUUGGAAGAGACUACACCAAAGAAUUUGAUAACAACAACAGCACCCCAGAAACCAUUGCACAGCCCAACAGCACCCUAGCAAGCAAUGCACAGCCUGACAGCACCCUUCCAACCAAUACCCAGCCAAACAGCAGCCCAGUAACCGACGAACAGCCCAGCAGCACCCUAGCAACCAUUACACAGCCUAACAGCACACCAGCAACCAUUACAGAGCCAAACAGCACCCCAGUGUCCAAUACUGAUGCUGACUAUAGACGUGGAAAGACUGUGUAUUUCUCAACUCACCGGGGUGGGCAAGUCAACAAGGGAAUGGUUAUUAACUUGACACCAAGGAAAAAACAUAUCAAAGUUGCAACUAGUUCAAAAGAAAGGCCAAUGGAUGUUGCUCUUGACCAACUUAAAGAGCCACCACUACAGCCACUGAAAAACCAUAGAUUCAUUAUAUCAGGAAACAUAGCUGAACGUGGUGAAAAGGAAAAGGUGAACACAGAAAAACUGGCUGAAAUUAUCAACAACUUGGGUGGCAUCGUUUUCUCUGGGGAUGUUGAGAAAGCAGCAGAUGCAUCGCUGAUAAUUAUUACUUCACAAAAGGAGAUCAAUAAGCCAACACAAAAACUGAACAAGACUUUGGUUAUGGCCUAUCGCUUAGGAUGGAAAAUCAUUUCGAAGAAACUGAUUCUUGAGGCAAGGAAUACAAACACUCUUCCCUCAAUUUCUCACUAUGAACUAGAUUUAACAAGCAUAAGGAAUGCACCAGCCAGCAAUGUGGUUCACGCAAAGGUCUUCACAAAAUCUUCAAUGAUUAAUAAUCACCAAGUUGUGGGAGGCCACCGGGAACUGAAAAAGAAAUUGCGCGAGUCUUCAAAAAGGAAAAAUUCAGAAAAUGAAAUGCCACAAAAGAGCUUUCCAAAGAAGCCAUGCACUGCAUAUGUCAUGUUUUCAAAACAAAUGUGGAAAAGUAUAAUUACGGAAAAUCCUCACUUCACAAUGCAUGAAGUUAAUUCAGUUGUUUCUGAGAUGUGGAAGCAAGUGGGGAAUGAGGACCGGAGUGCAUACCGACAGAAAGCUUUGGAAAACUAUGAACGUCGUCUGGAGCAUUACAAUUCUGCAAACAGGCAACCUUAA
Porites lobata is the source of this 4315-nucleotide messenger RNA. NCBI's taxonomy places the organism in Eukaryota, Metazoa, Cnidaria, Anthozoa, Scleractinia, Poritidae. The record is from the annotation of a GenBank genome assembly.